UUCCGAACAGUGACGUGAUCCAAGUUAUUUUCCGAACAUUCAGAUCACGAUCGGAUUAACCCGAUUAUAGUUUCCGAAAAGUCGUAUUUUAUGUGGUUGUUGGUUAUUUGCAGCAAAAAUAGAUUAAGGUUUAUAAUUAUUCAAUGUAGUAAAUAAUAACUGCCUUACAGAGCACUUGCAGUUAUAAUAUAAAAUGAAGUACAAUGAUAGGGAGCUUAUUUCACUUGGUGAAAAUAAUGCAGAUUUAGAAGGAGUUAUGCAUCAUAUGAGGCCUAUAGGAAAUGACUGGUCGGAUUGGUAUCAACGCCCCUCAUUCAAAGAACGAUAUUUUAAGUUGAUACUAAACAUUUUAUUUUAUUACAGAGUUGCCGAAGAAGAACCGAUUGGUAUUUUAAUAUUGGAAAAUGCCCAAGUGUCUUAUGAAAAACCUCAUAGAGGAAUACCAUUUGCUUUCUCAAUUACAUUCAAAGUCAACGACAAACUUCGUGAUGACGAAGCAAAACAUAUAUUUUCAUGUAGAUGUGAAAAAGAUGUUGCUACAUGGGUCAUAGCACUUAAAAGGGCUUCAUAUGAAUACUGGCGUUCUCAGUACAUUAUUUUGAAGACCAAACUUAGUAUGAAAGUAGGUGAAGACCCCGUGUUAGAGUACAUUAAAAGUAAAAAUUGUAUUGUGACACAUAGUGAAGUUAAAAAAACAAACAAAAAAACAUCAAAGUCCACAUUUUAUAGUAAUAUUGAUAUAAUUAGUACAUGUGAAGAAACUAGAAGUUACUCUGAUAUCAAGGAAACAAGUGGAACAAGUAGAGACAUUGAUGUAGAUAAUUUAAUAACAUUUGAAGGGUAUCAUUAUCUCUUCAGCUGUUUUCCACGUUAUUGGUACGUAUUGGAGCUUGAAUACUGUAUUUAUGAGGUUUGUGAGUUUCGCAAUGGCCUUUCUUGGUAACUGUUGCAAUACUUUUCCCGUUAUCCUGGGGUUUUCGUCACGAAAUAUUUUCUUCAAAAAAUAAUUAAAUUUAGACUCAUUCUUUCAAAAUUUUACAAGCAUCAUUAUUGGAAAAGCUUUUUAAAACAGUAUAGGUUUACAAAUAAUACUAACCUUUGUCUGAGAAGAUACCCAACUAUCAAUGUCUUUUGUGCACCCAUUAGUAGCGUCUUUUACUAAUUUCAACAGUUCAAAAUGCAAAUUACAUAUGAUACUUACGUCAUAUAAUGGAGUCUGACGAAGACCAUGUGCAUCACUCGUACUUUGCCCUUUAAAAAUUUCGACAUUUUGUGGUGAUGCUAAAGCUUCAUCAUUCCGGAAUGACGUUCGCGUGGCAGGGAGUCCUACAUAGGCAAACCUUUAAAGCAUGUAAUGUUUUUUUACGUUAUAAAUUAGCUAAUAAUAAUUUCCUAAUAGAAACAAGUAUUUUAUUUUUA
Diorhabda sublineata is the source of this 1419-nucleotide messenger RNA. Its product is annotated as pleckstrin homology domain-containing family J member 1-like. The record is from RefSeq and is a predicted model, not a curated record. Bases 194 to 943 code for a protein of 249 amino acids. The transcript is spliced from 2 exons. Gene Ontology annotation, cellular component: recycling endosome; trans-Golgi network; early endosome. NCBI's taxonomy places the organism in Eukaryota, Metazoa, Arthropoda, Insecta, Coleoptera, Chrysomelidae. Gene Ontology annotation, biological process: retrograde transport, endosome to Golgi; receptor recycling; endosome organization.